CAUUGCGCCCGAGCGCAUGUCGGUAUUUUCUGUCGCCGUGACCGAUCAUCCGAUAUUAGUCCACAGCACCGCACCUUUCGCCAAGCUCAUAUGAUGGAUCACGGCGCCGUAGUCCUCGACCCAGCACUACAAAGCGCUGAACCCUCGAGCGCCGCGAGUUCUGGCCUAGACGGCGCUCCUCCAACCUUUACGACGCAUGAUGACAACGACGAUAACGACGACAAUGACAACGACGGCAGCGGCGGUGGCGGCGGCGGGUGGCAAGGACAGGGACACCAUGGUCACCACCAGCAACAUUCGCCCGGAACGCCCAUCUCGGCUCACGGCGGCGGAUCCAGCGGCGAGACACCCCAUCACGAUGCGUUCCAUGGCGGGAACCUGGACGAUCCCAAGAGGCCGCGAGCCUGCGAGGCGUGCCGCGGCUUGAAAGUGCGAUGCGAGCCCGACGCCAACGACCCCGAUGGGCCGUGUAAGCGGUGCAAAAAGGCGGGGAGGAACUGCGUCGUGACGAUGCCGACGAGGAAAAGGCAGAAAAAGACGGAUAGCAGGGUUGCCGAGCUGGAGAAAAAGAUUGAUGCGUUGACGGCGAGCUUGCAGGCCCGCGGGAACUCGGCGACACCGUCGACAGCUGGCGCUGGCGGUGCCGCUGCCAGUGUGGCUAUGAGCGUGUCUGUCACAAAAGACGAUAAUCUGCACAAACAACGGGGUUGGGGCGACAACGGAAUGUCGCGGAAUUGGAAUACGGUUGCCAUUGCCGAGACGCCCGGUUCGGCCGCCGACGGGCUCGGGCUCGACUCGCAGGAACUCAAUGGCGGUGAUCGGGGCCGGUACGACACUAUGAUCCCGCCCGCGGCUGGGCAGAAGAGGAAGUUUGCGGACCGCGGGGAUACACCGGCCGACAUGACGGAGAGCGGUAACGGGGGCAGGCCAGCGCCUCCGAUACACAUGGGCAGCGAUUACGCCGACGUCGUGGAGCGCGGGAUCCUCAGCGCCGAAAAGGCCGCCGAGCUCUUCGAGCGGUACAACACGCACAUGAUGCCGCACAUGCCGGCGGUGGUGUUCGCCGCCGGCACGACGGCCGAGGAGACGCGGAGGUCCAAGCCGCUUCUGUUCUUGGCCAUCAUGUCGGCGGCGUCGUCCGAGUCGCCCAACGUGCAGCGCCGGCUGGUCAAAGAGCUGAUGCAGAUCUUUGCCGAGAAAAUCAUCAUCACGGGCGAGAAGAGCCUGGAGAUCGUGCAGGCGCUGCAGGUGGCCGUCAUCUGGUACUGGCCGCCCGAGCAUUUCGAGGAGCUCAAGUUCUACCAGCUCGUGCAUAUCGGCGCCGUCAUGGCGCUCGACAUCGGGUUGGGGCGGCGGACGGUCGGCAGGAAGAUGCAGAUUCCGUACCAGUGGCGCAACCACCCGUUCAGGCGCGCGCCGCCGCCGGACCCGUCCUCUAUCGAAUGCCGCCGCGCCUGGCUCGCGGCCUACUUCCUCGCCGCCAACACGUCGAUGGCGCUGCAUCGGCCGAACCUGGUACGGUGGACGUCCUUCAUGGCCGAAUCGAUGGAGGUGCUGCAGACGUCGGCCGACGCGGCGCCGACGGACAAGUACUUUUGUCACCUCGUGUGGACGCACCGGCUCGCCGAGGAGGUUGGCAUCCAGUUCUCCAUGGACGACCCGGCCGUCAUACCCAACAUCACGGAUUCGAGGACGCAGUACUCACUGAGGAUGCUGGAGCGCGAUUUGGAGAAGUAUACCGCCUCUGUGCCCAAGGAGGAGAUGCAGUCGACCCUCCGCAUGUCCUUUCACGUUCUCUCUCUCUACAUGCACGAGAUAGCCUUGCACACGAAAACUGACGACAUCCGCCCGCCGUUCGACACGGCGACCCUCAAAGACGGUAUGCUGGGCAGUCUCACCCUCACGACGUCCCAUAUCAACGCCCUCUCGGCGUGCCUGUCCGCCAUCGACGGCAUCUUCGACGCCUUCUUGGCGAUGGAGGUGCCCAGCAUCCGCUGCCUACCUGUCUUCAACUUCGUCCGCGUCGCCUAUGCCGUGGUUGUGCUCAUCAAGAUGUACUUCUCCGCUACGGCGCCCGGGUCCGAACUUGGCAGAGUGAUUGACAAGGAUAAUAUGAAGGUGGAGUCGUACCUCGACGCGCUGCUCGAGAAGUUCCGCGCUGCGGCAUCGGACGAUCGGAGUCGGCCAGCCGCCAAGUUCAUGGUGGUGCUGGUGAUGUUGAGGAGUUGGUUUCUGAAGCAGAGCAAAGGGCUCGCGACAGGUGGGCCGCCGGGGAGCGGUGGCCAGUCGGCUUUCGGAAGUGCUGCUACGCCUGGGGCAGCGAUGCCGACGUCGACAUCACAAGUUGAACAGGCCCCGGCAUCUACACAUACGUCACGGCCCAUAGAGCGGACACCCAUGGAGGACCAGCAGCGGGCAUUUCAGCCGGGACCACCACCCCCUAGAAUGCGGGAAUACCCCGCCGCUAACACGCCGUUGCACCUCCUUUCGGAGAUCGCGACAAACGACCACUCAGGCCGCGUGACGAACAAUAUGCUCUGGAACCCGCCCCCUUCGUCGGCGCGGCAGUCCUUCCUCUACGACCCUUGCGCCGUGACGCCCACGCCGCUUGACGGGUCAAGGGCUGGGCCGGACACGGCGUCUAGCGGCACUGUCGACCACCCCAGUGUCUCAUCCAACACGAAUCCGGGCAGCGCGGCGGCGUCGUGGACGAACUCGGCAUGGGCGGGCGACCUCCAGGACAUGGGCUUCGACGUAGGCUUCACCGAGGGGCUGUCACUCGAGGAGAUCACAACUGGGUUCGGCGCGAGCCCGGACAGCCUUAGCAACGGAAUGCGGUACGUCAUGGCCCAGGAUCCCUGGCUCAGCGGCAUCGGCGGGUUCGAGAACCUGUUUGAGGGGAUGCCGGGGGCGUCUGGGCCGCCCAUGUUCCCCAUGUGAGUGAGAAGAGCCGCCGGCUAGUUGUCCGCCACGCAACAAGAGAGAACCGGCGACGUUCUCUGGGAGGGUUCUUAUUGGCUUCUGGGCCCUCCGAACAUCCCGAGGGAAAGAGGAUUUGAGCCAGGGCCGGGACUUGGAACCGAGGCGCUCGGGAGUGCUGGGUGCUGACGGCCGGCUUCCGCGGACUAGGCUGAAGUCCAUACUUCCCUACCUGACCCAACAUCUCAUCCCCAAGCCGCUCGGGGACUUACCCCCAGCCCCCACAGGAUUUACAUUAAUACCCGAGAGACAUUUUGGCGCGCGGACGUCCCGAAGUCCCCUGCCCAUAUCGCCCAUUUCAAAAACUCACAUCUCGGCUCCUCGCCCAAAAACCCUUUUGUUUGCCAGGGGCAUACCGAAUCAAAAGAUAAUCUACUCACCUGCCAACCCACCUACCUGCCUUACUGGCACCAAUCUGCCCGAAGAUGUGAGAGAACAGAAGAGCCAAUGAAGAUGAGCAACUCCCAAAGCAGAAAUUCCAAGGGGAGGAAGAGGGGUGAAUUGGAAAAAGUUACUUUUCUGACAUCUCCCAAGGGUCCGUUUGGGAGUUGGGGGAGACAAGGAGGGGGGAGCCUCGGUCACGAGGGGUGCAGAACACGGAUGAAUCGCCGCCAUUGUAUCUAACAUAGACACGCAUGCCCUCUCGUCUCAAUACCCCCUUCCUCCUCCCCGUCCUCUCACAGGAGGAGACGGAGGAGAACAGCGUGGUCUAGACCGCAAACACACACGAAAAAGUGUAUUUACCUUUACCCGAUCCCCCUCGCGAGAGAGAGGGGGGGGGGGAUGGAUGGAGUGAUGGAUUCAUGGUUUGGAUCAUGGAUGGACGUGUUUGGUGUUUCUGCUGGAAGGA
Molecule: messenger RNA, 3829 nt
Organism: Colletotrichum destructivum
Lineage: Eukaryota; Fungi; Ascomycota; Sordariomycetes; Glomerellales; Glomerellaceae
Product: Putative zn(2)Cys(6) fungal-type DNA-binding domain-containing protein
Exons: 2
Coding region: 91-2940 (949 amino acids)
Biological process (GO): regulation of DNA-templated transcription
Cellular component (GO): nucleus
Molecular function (GO): transcription cis-regulatory region binding; zinc ion binding; DNA-binding transcription factor activity, RNA polymerase II-specific
Source: RefSeq, a predicted model, not a curated record